Messenger RNA from Coccinella septempunctata (seven-spotted ladybird), 1515 nucleotides. RefSeq lists its product as uncharacterized. Gene Ontology annotation, molecular function: protein binding. Lineage: Eukaryota; Metazoa; Arthropoda; Insecta; Coleoptera; Coccinellidae. The record is from RefSeq and is a predicted model, not a curated record. The transcript is spliced from 4 exons. Bases 175 to 897 code for a protein of 240 amino acids.
CAAAGUUUUUGAAUGGGUAGUCUGACACAUCACAAAAAGGACACAUGAUAAAAAGGUCAUAUACCCCUUUUUAUGAGCUUUUGCCUGAAUAAAUCGUUGCUAGGCUGCUUGGAACUCGACAAGUUAAGUCAAUAAAGUCCUAAUUCGACUGAAUCUCUCACAUUUUCAUAUACAAUGUCGAAGCCUUGGAAGAAUCUGGAUAGCCAGGAGGAGGAAUUCAACAAUUUCAUGCACAAAGUGUCCGAGGUCGAAAGAAUUGUCCACAAGUUAGCCUCGAAAGACAGGGAGGAACAAGCCAUCGGUGAUGCGGAGGCUAAAAGAUAUCUUGGGGAGAGCGAGCAGUCAAAAGAGGAGAUUAUAGACGUGGAAAACAUGAAAUUGAGGGUAAAGAGUGAUAGGACCGUCAUCAAUAAGAAGGCUUUUCAAGAGGCGCCUUCAGGAGAUCAGUCGACCAUGUCUCAAGAGGCUUUUAUGAGAGAAGUGGAGAGAGAUGCUGAUAGGAGGUAUAAGGAAAGGAAGAUAAGGCAGGAAAAGAUGGAAACGCUGAAAAAACAGGCUACUUUAGCCUUCAACAGGGAGGAUUUCAUAAAGGCUCUCUCCUGUUACAACAAGGCAUUAGAUCUGGUAAAAGAUAAUCACAAUUUGUUUCUAAACAGAGGCUUGACUCAUAUAAAAUUGAAGCUAUAUGAUAAAGCUCUCGUGGAUAUUGAUAGAGCAAUAUACCUCAAUGAAAACUCCUUGAAGGGGUAUUUACUGAAGGCCAAAAUAUUGUUCUUGACUGGAAAAAAUGGGGAUAUGAAGAAGAUUUCGGAAGAAGCGAAGGAAAAACAUCCAGAGAAGGCUGAUUUUAUCGACGGGUACAUAAAAGAUUUGAAUCAAACAGAAAUUGGGCAGUGAGUGAAAUCUGGUCGAAAACGUAAUUUAUUCUGGGUGUAUUAGAGCUUGAAUGAAGAAAUAUUUUAUAUAUUUGCCAUUUUUUCAUUUUCCAAGCUCCAUUUUCUUCUAUGCAUAAAAUAAAUCAUUCUAUAAAAAACGCAUAGAAUUCCUUUCGCCUCUUUAUUCUAUGUAUCAAAAUGAACCAUAAAGAUUAAUAAAUUUUCAGUGUUCGAUGACUGAAUCAGAGAAUUGUUACUGUUUAAUUAUUUUCUCAUUGUAAAACUUUGAAUAAAUAUUGAAAAUGAAUGAUUCUGACCAAGGUUCUCUAGAACUAACUCAUUAUUUGAAGAACAACGCUUCACUGUGCCAAGAAAACCAUUAUCAAGAGAUUCUGGCGAACACCGAGAAGACAGCGAAAGAUCUGGAGGUGAUGUACACUUCCCUGCAAAUGAUGAAAUACGAAUUUGCGAAAUUGAAUGCUCAAAGCGUGAAAAUUGAGACCUACUUGGCUCUAAACAAGAAAAUCCUGAACGAGGCUCUCAAGGAGUUAGAAGAGGAGAAAACCUUCCAACUCGAUGAGGAUAUGGCUUGAAAUUACCUCUGUUUUCUUAAGUUCAAUAAAAGAAAUGCUUAUUUCAA